Daktulosphaira vitifoliae (grape phylloxera) is the source of this 3358-nucleotide messenger RNA. It is a transcript of the gene Smurf, whose product is annotated as E3 ubiquitin-protein ligase SMURF2. The transcript is spliced from 14 exons. Gene Ontology annotation, molecular function: protein binding; ubiquitin protein ligase activity. Bases 297 to 2684 code for a protein of 795 amino acids. Gene Ontology annotation, biological process: negative regulation of BMP signaling pathway; ubiquitin-dependent protein catabolic process. The record is from RefSeq and is a predicted model, not a curated record. NCBI's taxonomy places the organism in Eukaryota, Metazoa, Arthropoda, Insecta, Hemiptera, Phylloxeridae.
GAUUACUUCAUAGAACGUAAUAAAACGGCAUACAAACCCACAAUUAAACCAAAAUUAAAUUACACAUUUAUUUUAAAUCAUUUAACUAACUAAUUAUGUUUUCUAAAUAUGAAUCAACGGGUAUAAUCAUUGUCAUUUAAUUAUCUGUGAUAAAUUUUUUUUGGAAAUGUCAUUCUGUUCAAUUUAUUUUGUCUUAAUAAUGGACGUACAUUCUAAUUCAAUGAAUUAUUGUAUCCAUUAUUGUACUAUAAUUAAAAAUUAUUGAUCAUCAACCAAGUAAUUACUGAUCAUCAAUAAUGUCUGGCACUUCAGCUAGUAGGCGUUCAGGAGGAGCUGUUAAAAUUCGUUUAACAGUGCUUUGUGCUCAAAAUUUAUUGAAAAAAGACUUAUUUCGACUUCCUCCAGAUGCUUUUGCUAAAGUUAGUGUAGAUGGUUCUGGACAGUGUUAUACAACAGAUACUUGUAAAGCAACUUGUGAUCCUCAGUGGAAUCAACAUUAUGAUUUGUAUCUCAGUAAAGGUGAUCAUGUGACUAUUACUUUGUGGAAUCAUAAAAAAAUACAUAAAAAUUUACAAAAGCCAGCCAGUGGUUUUCUUGGAUGUAUUAGAUUAUCAUGGAAUCAAAUUCAAAGAUACAAAGAUACAGGCUAUCAAAAGUUGGAUUUAACAAAAUUAAAUUCCGAUGACCAUAUUCCUAUUAAGGGCCAAUUAGUUUUUUCUUUGUUAUCUCAAGAUGGAACUGCUAGUUCUAAUCUUCCAAGACAACCUUCUCCAUUACCUGAAGGGUGGGAAGAAAGAAAAACAGAAAAUGGAAGAUUAUAUUAUGUAAAUCAUAGAACUAAAACUACACAAUGGGUCAAACCUGAUAAACCUCAUACUAGAACUCAAGCAUUAAAUAAUUCAUCUUGUGUACCAGCACCAACAUCUUCAGAAAUUUCUAAUAUUGAAAAUGAUACUGAUGUGAUAAAUAACAAUAGUAAUAGUAGCAGUAUAAUAGCUCAAACAAACAGAAGUCCAAGCAGUCGAUCAUCACAUAAUUCUGCAAGAAAUUUACCAAUACAUAGUUCCUCAGUACAACAGCCAGUUGAUUUGCCAUCUGGUUAUGAAAUUCGAACAACUCCACAAGGGCAAAUAUAUUUUUAUCAUACACCAACUGGUUUAAGUACCUGGCAUGAUCCUAGAAUUCCAAGGAAUAUCAGUGUUAUGCCUGGACAACAACUUGGACCAUUACCUUCAGGUUGGGAAGUACGUCAAACAUCAAGUGGUCGUUAUUACUAUGUGGAUCAUAAUAAUCGUACAACUACAUUUUCUGAUCCAAGACUUUCAUCUUCUGUAAUAGCUAAUUUACUACUAAAACAAAAUGAUCAAAUCCCAUCAACAAAUGAACAGAACCUGUCGAACAAUAAAGAAAACUCUAGAUUACAAAAUACUUCAGACUCAUCUUCAAAUCAUAAUAGGACUCCAGUCAGGCCCGUCUUUGAUAGUCCACAAAGCAUAGAGACUGAUUCUGAGUGUUUGCCUAAAUACAAAAGAGAUCUAGUUGCUAAACAAAAAAUACUACGCACUGAGUUAUCUGUAUUACAACCUCAAACUGGUCAUAUGAGACUUGAAGUAUCAAGAUCAGAAAUAUUUGAAGAAUCUUAUAGAGCUGUUAUGAAAAUGAGACCUAAAGAUCUACGGAAACGACUUAUGGUUAAAUUUCGUGGUGAAGAAGGUUUGGACUAUGGAGGAGUAGCAAGAGAAUGGUUAUAUUUGUUAUCUCAUGAAAUGCUCAAUCCUCAAUAUGGGCUAUUUCAGUACUCCAGAGAAGAUAAUUACACUUUACAAAUCAAUCCUGACAGUUCAAUUAAUCCAGAACACCUGUCAUACUUUCAUUUUGUUGGUCGAAUAAUUGGAAUUGCUAUUUUUCAUGGUCAUUAUAUUGAUGGUGGAUUUACUACACCUUUUUAUAAGAUGUUAUUAAACAAACCUAUUACAUUAGAAGAUAUUGAAGGAGUUGAUCCUGAACUUCAUCGAAGUCUUACAUACAUAUUGGAAAAUCGACUUGAAAAAGACAUUAUUGAUACUACUUUUGCUGUUGAGCAAAGCAGUUUUGGUGUAUUGAAAUUACAUGAACUAAAAACUAAUGGAAGAAAUAUCCAAUUAACUGAAGAUAAUAAAAAAGAAUAUGUCAAGUUAUAUGUUACUUAUAGAUUCAUGAGAGGUAUUGAACAACAAUUUUUGGCCCUACAAAAAGGUUUGACUGAAGUAGUUCCUGGAACUUUGUUAAAACCAUUCGACGAACGUGAGAUUGAAUUGAUUAUUAGUGGUAUUGGUACAAUUGAUAUUGAAGAUUGGAGAAGAAAUACUAGGUUAAAACACUGUUCUGCUGACAUGCCAGUUGUAAAAUGGUUUUGGGAAGUUGUUGAACAAAAUUAUAGUCAAGAAAUGCGACUUAGAUUAUUACAAUUUGUUACGGGUAGUUCAAGAGUUCCACUUCAGGGUUUUAAAGCUCUUCAAGGGUCAACAGGAGCAGCUGGUCCACGUUUAUUUACAAUUCAUCUUACAGAUGUGCCUACUGAUAAUUUACCUAAAGCGCACACAUGCUUUAACCGUCUUGAUUUACCAAAAUAUGAAAGUAAACAAAAGUUGCUAGAUAAACUUAGUCAAGCAGUAGAAGAAACUUGUGGAUUUACUGUUGAGUAGAAUUUAAUUAAAUCUGUAUAUAUUUACACACAAAUAUUAUCAAUAAUUAGUAUGUGUACAAAAAUUGGUAAUCUAUAUUGUUUUUAAUUUAGUAAACAUUUAUAUUGGUAUUGUGAUCGAGGGUUUUAUAAGAAAAAAAAAUUGAUUGCUGGAUUAACAUCUAAAAAAUCUUUUGGGUAUACUAUACACUUCUUGUGUAGAAUACCUCAAAUUUUUCUGUUUAAAUAUUUUAUAAAAUAAAUGAUUAGAUAGUAUUAAUACGAAUAAACUAUAAUUUUAGGCAAUACCAAAUUUUAUCUAAAAUUGUUCUACUACAAUGAUAACUUUAGACUUCUCUCAUAUGUGCAAUAAACAGGGUAAAUUAGUAAAUUGAAGACUAGGAAAUAGCAUAUUUUAACUAUAGAGUUCGAGAUUAUUUCAUACUCUAUUGGAUAUUUCUUUAGCUUUAAAAACAAAUUAUUUCUGUUAUAUAAAUAAAUUUUAUGGUCUCUAAUUUACCAUUGUUGUAUGUAUAUUCGCAUGGUUCAAUUUUAACUGACAAUAAGUAAAAUACUUGACUUAUUUAUUAUUAUAUUUAAGAUUAAAUGUGAUUAGUUUUUUCAAUUAUAAACUACUAAACAUUAAAUUUUUUACUCUAUCAUUAUUUAAUCACAUCAUUUAAUUUUUUUAUCAGA